This is a messenger RNA of Loxodonta africana (African savanna elephant), 792 nucleotides long. Its product is annotated as olfactory receptor 5P6-like. Gene Ontology annotation, molecular function: olfactory receptor activity; G protein-coupled receptor activity; odorant binding. Gene Ontology annotation, biological process: sensory perception of smell; G protein-coupled receptor signaling pathway. Lineage: Eukaryota; Metazoa; Chordata; Mammalia; Proboscidea; Elephantidae. Bases 1 to 792 code for a protein of 263 amino acids. Gene Ontology annotation, cellular component: membrane. The record is from RefSeq and is a predicted model, not a curated record. The transcript has 3 exons.
AUGGACAAAGCCCAGUAUAAAAAGCCAGAGAAUGUGCAGAUGAGGGUCAACCUGGCCACUAGCUGGGUGAUCCUGGCUAAACUUCUUAACUUGCCCUUUUUGAACCAGCUACAGCGUCUCAUGGAUUCUCUGGUGGAUGGGAACCACACUGCAGUGACAGAGUUCAUUUUAUUGGGCUUAACACAAGAUCCUACCCUUCGGGUCGCCCUCUUCAUGGUCAUCCUGUGCAUCUAUCUGGUGACCAUAUCUGGCAAUCUCAGCACAAUCAUUCUGAUCAGAAUCUCUCCUCAGCUCCAUCGUCCUAUGUAUCUUUUCCUGAGCCACUUGGCUUUGAGUGACAUAGGGCUUUCAUCCUCUGUCACACCAAAUAUGCUUGUAAACUUCCUGGUGGAGAGAAAUACAAUCUCCUACAUUGGAUGUGCGAUCCAACUUGGAUCAGCUGCUUUCUUUGGGACAGUUGAGUGCUUUCUUCUGGCUGCCAUGGCCUAUGAUUGCUUUGUAGCAAUCUGCAACCCACUGCUUUAUUCAACUAAAAUGUCCACGAAAGUCUUUGAACUGAUGUCAGUAUCCCUGCAGUGGCCCCCUCAUUUUUUUGCUGGCUCCAUCAUUGUGGUCACAGUGCUUGUCAUAGCCAUCUCCUAUGUCUACAUCCUCAUCACCAUCCUGAAGAUGCACUCCACCGAGGGCCGCCACAAGGCCUUCUCCACCUGCACCUCCCACCUCACUACAGUCACUCUGUUCUAUGGGACAAUUACAUUCAUUUACGUGAAGAAUCAUAUCAGAUUACUAUGA